Messenger RNA from Vollenhovia emeryi, 6904 nucleotides. RefSeq names its product SH3 domain-containing RING finger protein 3 (gene POSH). Gene Ontology annotation, molecular function: protein binding; metal ion binding. The record is from RefSeq and is a predicted model, not a curated record. The coding region runs from base 103 to 2838 and encodes 911 amino acids. Lineage: Eukaryota; Metazoa; Arthropoda; Insecta; Hymenoptera; Formicidae. The transcript has 13 exons.
UAGAACGAGUGCGAGCACAGCGACGAGGAAUCCGGAGUAGGCACGACCGAGGGAGCGACCGAUCGGGCGGCGCGUGCACGCCAAGCCGUGAAACCUCGCUUCAUGAUGGACGAGUGCAUGCUCAACGACUUGUUGGAGUGCUCGGUGUGCCUGGAACGGCUCGACACGUCCAGCAAGGUGCUGCCGUGCCAGCACACGUUUUGCAAAAAGUGCCUGGAGGAAAUCGUCAGCACCCAUCGCGAGCUACGCUGCCCCGAAUGCCGCGUCCUCGUGGACGCAAAGGUGGACGACCUGCCGCCGAACGUGUUGCUGAUGCGCAUCCUCGAGGGGAUGCGCAACGCCGCGCCGAAGAACCAGGCCAAGUCCGCGCUGCCGUCGUCGAGGUCCACCUCGGCCGGCACCGCCGUGCCUCAGCGGCUGUUCGGCGGCCACCAGGUCGCCCCGGCGCCCAUCGUCACCGGCAACCUCGCGCCCACCAUCGGCUCCGAGCCAGCGGUGCGUCAUUCCAACGCUGCUGCCAAGCAGGUGCAUCUGCACAACCAGGCGUACGGAAGGGCGAUCUACGACUACGUCUCCAAGGUGCCAGGCGAUUUGAGUUUUAAGAAGGGCGACAUAGUCAUCCUGCGGAAGAAGAUUGACAACAAUUGGUAUUUCGGGGAAUGUGGCAAUAAUCAUGGUGUCUUUCCUCUGUCUUACGUUCAGGUGAUGACGCCUUUGACACCGCACGUACCUCAAUGUAAAGCGCUGUACGAUUUUAGGAUGACAAACGAUGACGAGGAUGGUUGUCUGACUUUUAACAAGGGAGAAGUGAUCAGCGUUAUCAGAAGAGUGGACGAAAAUUGGGCGGAGGGUAAACUCUUGGACAGAAUCGGCAUCUUUCCGCUGGCUUUCGUCGAGCUGAACAGCGUCGCGAGAGCCUUAAUGAAACUCUCGACCAAUGUGCAGCCGGGGCCGUCGAGGGUAGCCCCGCCAACUCCGACGAACGAGGAGACCACGCCGUUGAUACCAACCGAUCACUCGCGUAACGUGCAGACGACAAGUCAGUCUCGACCGCAGUUAGUCCAGGUGUCCGAUUCUGUCUCGAACGUGUCGUCUGGCGGCAGCUCCACGACCACUACUCCGAACACGCCCAACAGUUCGACGACAUCCAGCAGUUCCAGCACUGCCCCGAGCAGCCCCGGCAGUCCCGCGACCUCGCCGCCCGCGGUCGGCAACAGGCAUAACGUUAAACGUCAUAGUUUCACUGCCGUCAAUACAGGUCAUCAUGCACAUCCCCAUCAUAGACAUAGCGCUGAAAUACUUAGUCCUCCGGUAGACAGUGCCCCUAAUAACGCCAAUAAUAGCGGAGGCAAUGAAUCAUUUUCCUCCUUACAAACGAGCGGCGGCUGCACGGAUCACGGUCUUCGUCACAGACGAAGCGGCAGCAGCGACCUUGUUCUCGCCCAGGCGUCGCAAAAUAUUCCCGCUGGUCAGACUACCGGCGCAUCCGGUGCUACGCACUUGCCAGCGGCGUACGUGGCGCUGUAUCCGUACAAGCCCCAGAAGGCGGACGAGCUUGAGUUGCGAAAGGGCGGGAUUUACAUGGUGACGGAACGCUGCCAGGACGGAUGGUUCAAGGGAACGUCCAAUCGUACGCAGAAGUGUGGGGUUUUCCCUGGAAAUUACGUCGCGCCUGCCAACAGAUGUCAACGCGGACUGUGUCGCGGAUCUCCAAACUCACCGAGCCAGCAUCAAGGCUCGCCACUGUCAAACGCCCCGUCGAGCGCAGAGUCGCGUCUGGCGGUGACGUACACGAAGAGCAAGGGUCCGGCGCCGCAGCCGUACAAUCCUCGCACACUGCCGCCGCCUGAAUUACCACCGCGCGCCAUCAGCCCAUCCACGACGACCGUGUCCUCGUCCUGGCACGGCGCCGCACAGUCAAAUCAGGGACCGAAUCAAGAAACUAGUCCGCCCCGACACAACGACCAGAACGCAGCCGCCACCCCGCUCGGGCGCAGUCACAGCGCGGUGAUGACCGCAAAUAUUCCUUCCCCGGGUAAACAAAUCGCCGUGUCGUCGCUGCAACCGGCAGCGGGUAUCAAUAGCGCUAACAACGGCUGCAGCAGCGCUACCAUCCCAGCUCCUUCCUCUUCGACGGGCGACAUGAACAGGAGCCCGAAUAAUACUCUGCGCGUAGCGGGUGGCAUCGCGCCGUCGAACGCAGCCGCGACGGCGUCCAGAACCGCGGAAAAGCCCAAGGAGAAGAAGGAUAAGUGCGUCUCCUUGAUGCGGCGCUUGACCAAUAUCAAGAAGUCUAAAUCGCCUCCACCUGCUACGUACUCGAUGGAUAAUCCUGUAUUCGACGACGGUAAUUCCGUCAAUCCGAUGCACGUCCGAUCGGGCUCUUGUCCAAGUCAGUUGCUACAGGUGGUACCUACACAGGAAUUAAACGCUUCAAACAGCCCACACCGCUUAUGUCCAGGCUCUGUGCAGGGGCACGUCACAUCCUCACAGAGACUGAAAUACAAGGAGAGACCCUCCUUGCCAGUAUCGGUAAUCCAGAGAUCCAACGAGUCCGGUGCAAUGGUAUGCUCGACCGUUGGAAAUCACCAUCGCAAGAGCAAUUCUCUGGACGCCGGAAUGGGAAAGCAAAUGAAGCAGCAAUCGUCGCGCGACCGCGCGGGGUACAGAUUCCGUUGCAUCGUACCGUAUCCACCUAAUAGCGAGUUCGAGCUGGAGCUACGCGUGGGGGACAUAAUAUACGUGCAGAAGAAGCGCGACGACGGAUGGUACAAGGGUAUGCAGCAGCGUACCGGCCGCACAGGUCUAUUUCCGGCGAGUUUUGUGGAAGCUUUCUGAGACCCGACGCAUGGUCGCCUAGUGUUAGAAACUUGUAUAUAACUUGGCCUUUUGUGUAAGUAUUUACACGACAUAUUCAGAUUCGGGAUUAGCCACCCGAUAACCGGCACGUGAUUCGCGGGUGUGCUUGUCGUUGGUUUUUCCCUGACACUCUCUGGGAUGUCAUUGACUUGAAACCGAUUAAUACGUGCACGUCGUAUCACGCGUGCCGUGUCACGAGCUGUGCAAUAUAUGCGUGUGCACAGCAAUUGUGCGAAGCUAAUGGGCCAUUAAUUAGCGUGUUGUAAUAAACGCGCCGUGUAAGUGACCGACGACGCGUCGAGUUAAUGAAUGCGUUCGCGUGGUGGGCGCAUAACAGGAGGUUUUAGCGUAGUACAAUUAUACGUAUUUCGUAUGUAAAUAUGCACAAGAGAUGACGAAGAGUAGUACACGAUGUUGAAACUACUCGGAACUUGAUACUGCCAUCGGUUAUGUAGGCGUAACUGUAACGAGAUAACGAGAUAAUUCAUUUUGCGCAACGUUACUGCCAUUUGCGAUCGUAAGGGAAGAAAUAUCAGUUUCCCGUUUCGAGCUGCUGAUUUCGCACUUGCUAUCUUCCUUUUUUUUGACAUGCGCACAAUGUAUACAAGAGAGAUUGAUGUGGGUUGUGUAAUAAUCAUGCUUACGCGCGUGAAGCCAUUCAUGACACGUAAUUAAAUGUAAAAUUAUGGAGUACACGGAAGAGAGGAAAGAAAUUGCGUGUUGGGGAAAAAGAGGAUACUCUUCAGAAAAAUCUAAAUGUCUCGGGGCAAAUGCACACGUAAAUUAAUACGAGUAAAUUAAUUAGACGUGUCUGUGCGAUGGUGCGCUUGAAUUCUACCAACAAUGUUGAAGUUGCGAUUGUCUAGAUAGGACUGUGUUUGUAUAUGGUAGGCCAAGUUAAAAUUUGAAAUUCCACGAGAUUUUUACAUUUUGACGAGAUCUAAACGCAUCAUCGCACGGAUGUUUAUUUGGUCCUGGGAUAUUUAGGAUUGUGCAUCCAUAUUUAUUAUCGUACUGGGCUUUACAUAAUUUUCUCUUCCUUAAUCUGCCAUUGUAGACGACUGGCUUAUUUACCACUGAUAACUUAUGCUUCUGUGUGAAAAGAUACAUCACACGAGAGCACAACCAGUUGGUGAUUUUAUUAUUGACAUUGUUUAAGACUGGGCUAUGUUUUAAAAUUGUUGAGAUUAUGUAAAUGUCUUUUCUUAGCGGGUAUAUUCAUUGUAUACCUUCGCCGUACAAAGGAAGAUGUUCUAUUUUAACGAACAAUUCGGAUUGUUAUAGACAAUUUAGCUAAAGUAUUUAGAAAAUGGCCUUGAUACGCGCAAUGUUGAUGUAUUAUUAUACACUUGGUAUACACCAUUUUAUAACUCGAUUUAUAACUUGUUUUCUAAUUUAUAAACGCAGGCAUCCAUGGCAUGACGAUGAGUUAGUUUAAACAGCUAAUUCCGGAUAAAUAUUCAAUAAAUUGAAGUGCUUCCAUUAUCUGAUUAAUGAUCAGUAUGUAGAUAUAAAUUUUGUUACGUUCUUUAUAUUUUCUAUUAUUAUUAUUCUAUUAUUCUUAUGAAUUGUACAAUUUUGCGCAGUCGGUUUUUAUAAAUCUUUAUACAUACGCCGUUAAAACAUGUUUUAUUGAUUAAGAUUAUCAAUUAUAUUAAUUAUACUAUCGACUUUUAGGCAUUAUGAUUAAGUCGCGAAAGUGUACCUUAUUUCGAUAUGUUAUUCAAUAAUUAUAUACAUCAAUUGUACAUACAUUACGCGUGUAUAAAUAUGUAGAAACGUAUAUUUGUAUAUAUACAUAUAUAUAUAUAUAUAUUCGUAAUGCUCAAUUCAUUAAUCGUAUAUGAAUAAGUGAUCUGACUUAUUCAAAUUUAAACACGUGUAUUGCACAAAUCCAAGUGUAAACGAGAAACUUACUCAUGUCGUACUCUAUAAUUUUGAUCGCACAUGUAUACGCGUACGUAUAUUUACGUAUAUAUCCUCUGGGAACAUAUAUUUAUAUUAAUUAUGGACCUUUAAUGGCACAUUGUAUAUAAUUUUAUUGUAUACUUGACAUAGGAGUUUGCGGAUGUACCUUUAUCUGACUAGAGGUAGAAUCCAGUGUACACACACAACGAACAAUAUUAUAAUACAAAAAUAUAGGAAACAUUGCACAGUACAUUAUAAAGACGAAAGUCACAAAGUGAUAGUUCACUUAGACAGCGAAAGAGAAAGUAUCCUCUCUGCAGUAUACUUUCUCUCUCAGAAUUUUUAUCAUUAAUUUUAUCGAUGAAGCAACACUCAAUGCGCAUUGCUACGCUAUUAGUUUUACAUCAUAUCUUCAACGAAUUAAUACAUGCAAAUCGUUAUAAAUAUAAUCGUAACAUCUGCAAACUCCUAUGAUACGAAACAUUUCGUUGUCCUCGUUGAAAUACAAAGCAAACGGAUACCGAAAAUCGACAAUUUACGUUACGAUCACGCAAUAAUUGCAAAAGAGAUAACCAGAAGCGUCCAUCUCUGUCAUUUGAAGUCGAGGAAAGGACGUUGCCUGUAAAUUUACGAGCGAAUAAUUUUUUGUGGCCAUCAAACUAUAGAAAAUAAAACCUAGAAGGAUUAGCGACAAGAUUUAGGAAUCUUGUCGACGUUAACAAAGUCUACAUUGUGGUACGAGGAAAGUGUGACUUAGAGAUUCUGAACGACUAUAUACGCGUAGGGAGAGAUGUAAUUUUAUAGCUAUUCGUCCGAAUGGAAAAGGUGGCUGGAUAUAUUUUUUUAUGUCAGUCACUUCAGCGCGGAAAAAAGUGAACGACCGAUUGACCAUAGGAUCGAAUUUAAUCGAAUCUAGAAUUAUGAUAGUCAGGAAAAAGAAAAUAUCUCUUACACUCUUAUGCGAGGGGCCACACUGCGCAUGCUGUAAUACAUUUGGCAGUCCAUUGUAGCAUGAUAUUUAGAAAUCGGAGAGAGGAUAGUAAAUAAAACGUGAGAUAUAGAUAUAGAUAUAUACAUAUUUAUAUGCAAAAAAAAACUCGUCUAUUUGUGUUCAUGCAGAUCAUUGAAAUCGUAUCUUAUACAAAUGAUUAAUGUGUCAUACGCACAAUGUAUUUCAUGUUUUGCAUUUCGAUCUUGCAUAUCCAUCUCCGACGAAGAAUGUAAAUUUUCGAUGACGGCUUCUAUUUUAUUUUACAUCUCUUUUAGUACAUCUCCGUGGCGAUUAAAUUAUACGAUUGAAUUCUUUAUGUCAUACUAGAGCGAAACUGCGUAGAAACUAUUUAUACACAGGCAUACAUAUGUGUGUUUUAUAUGACGUACACUUAAGUAAUUUAUUAUUAGUGGCAUGUAAAGAAGAUACUGCUAAGUGGCGGGUGGUAUAUCAGAUCGGCUGUAACGAGAGAGAUUAAUUAUUAUUGUCGCUACUUUACAUCGCGCGCUACACAAAAGUCAGGCGUGACCCGACACGCCAAGGUGUAAGAUCAUCUUCCGCGUAAUUAUGUCGUUGAUUUAACAUCGUUGCCCGUUUGCUUUUGCGUAAGGAGAGCCACAGAUGUUCAAUACCGCUUUCACAGUAACAUCAGCAAUAAAUCAAUGAAAGCGCGCAUGCGAUGCUAUUAGCCGCCUCUGUGGAUUGUAAAUAAGUUACUACGAAAUCUGGCGUUCCCGCGACGUUGCAGUAUAAAAGAAACCGAAUCAUGUCAGUAAAGCCAUACUCUCAUAUACAGACAAAGACUAUCCUGCGUUUCGCACGAGGUCGGAAUCUGUCUAGGUUGCAGAACAGGUACACGUAGCAUAGGAAUGUAAGACAAAGAUCCGAGUCAAGAGCCUUCGUUUAGACCAAAUGUGUUUCUAGCACUUCUUUCUUAAGGGAAAACUUAGAAUAGUCAUUAUAUACCGAUUACUACCUUUACACGCUACUUACGCUACUCGGUAUUUUGUCACUAACGUAACGAUGUUCCAACAAGUCUAUGUCGAUGUCGUGUCCAAGCGUAAUUUACACGUAUACAUAGGUAUCGUUUAAUAUUUAAAUAGCAUACGAAAUCUGUAAUAAAAUCCUUCACGUGGCUACCACAAA